This is a messenger RNA of Pocillopora damicornis (cauliflower coral), 2012 nucleotides long. RefSeq names its product growth hormone secretagogue receptor type 1. The record is from RefSeq and is a predicted model, not a curated record. Gene Ontology annotation, biological process: G protein-coupled receptor signaling pathway. NCBI's taxonomy places the organism in Eukaryota, Metazoa, Cnidaria, Anthozoa, Scleractinia, Pocilloporidae. Gene Ontology annotation, molecular function: G protein-coupled receptor activity. Gene Ontology annotation, cellular component: plasma membrane.
AAACGUUACAAUACAAAUAGUUCUGCGCUGUUUUGAAAAAGGAACUGAAAAAUGAAUUCUCUCAACUCAACCCUCGCCAAUGAAGACAACUCAACCACAAUUGAAGAAAUCGAGAAGAUGUCCCCUUUAAUGAUGAACAUAUUCUAUUGUCUGUAUGCCACAAUCUUUACACUGGCUUUUGUGGGAAACAUUUUUGCGCUCAUAACAUGCUACAAGACUUACAAAGUGACGACCUCCGUGUUAUUGUGCUUCAUCGCAAGUUUAGCUUUGGCCGACUUAAUGUUUACGUUAUUAUCCAUUUUUGAUUUGAUCGCCUUCAUUGGUCAUGGUGACUGGUUCGGCGGAGAUCCCGUGUGCAAGAUUCAGAGUUUUCUCAUCGAGUCCUGCUAUACUGUCUCUAUUCUAACCUUAGUAGCAAUCAGCUACGAGCGUCUGAAAGCUGUUUCUUCGCCCGUCUUGGCCCGUGCGCAGUCGACUGAUAACCGUUCACUAAUUCUCAAGAUUAUUUGGGUGAUUGGAAUUGUGUCCUGUACUCCUUUGCUGUACGCGUAUUCCGUGAAAAGAGAUGAAAAAAGUGGCCCGUCGUUAUGCCUCAACGAUUACAUGGGAGAUGAUGGAAGACAAAUUUACUACGCAAUCCAAGCUGUGCUUCUAUUUCUGUUACCUCUGGGAUUUAUGAUCUGGGCGCAUUUCAGAAUUUUUCAGCAUCUCUCGAACCAUGCGAGGACAAGAGUCAGUCUUCGAACGGAUUCCAGAGAUAGACUUCAACAGAAGAAAGUCACUAAAAUGUUGGCCAUAGUAACUCUUGUAUUUUUCAUCUGCUAUGGGCCAUUCAUGAUAAUACGCACUCUAAGGUACUUUUACGUGUAUAACGGAGAUGCUGUGUGGCGGCUAAGUCAAAUAAUGAUUUUUGGACAGGCUGCAGUGAAUCCCAUCAUCUACUGUUUUUGCAGCAAGCAGUUUCGCUUCUCCUACAAAGACUUGAUUCACUGCCGCGGCUUCCGGAAAACUGAUACACGAAAACCAAGGUCAUCUUCAACGAAAUCAACCUCAAGUGUUCGAUCACAGAAAAUUUCUGGAAUGAACGAAUUUAGAGUAGGGCAGGUUAAUCAUGUUUAGAGCCCAAAACACUGAUUAAAAUUUAGACUUUGAAAUUGUAUGCUUGGUUCGAACCUCCUUCGAAAAACAAUUUUAGCAAGUCAGAUUGCAAAGAAAUCCUACACGAAAGUUCGGCUUCCUAGGUAAUAUCAACAGAACUAUUCAGUUAACCUUGAGAAAACACGCAAUAAACUUCUGCUUCAUCACUGAUAAGUUUCUUUGAAGCGCGUAAUGAAAUUAUGAUAAUUGCUUCCGUCACGCCAAUUCCUGCGACAGUGAUAUCUCUUUAGUGAUGAAAUUUUAUGUGACGAAGUUAAAUAAUAGGUUAAUAGGACAGUAAACAUCUGUGUGAAAUGAUAAGAAAAAGACGUACAGGGAUCAGCGAAGGAGAGAGGAGUUUGACGUAGACUAUAUACGAUACGCUUCUCAAGUUCAAGCAAAUUCUGCGAAAGGUUUAAAACGUCACGAACAUGUUGGCCCUUUGAUGUAAUACCCUGUCACCUAUGACCGUCUCUGACAGACCGUGAAAAAUUGUGCGACAACGCGCACGUAUUACCAAGAACUGUUCCAACAUUUAUGAUAUCGACUGUGGUCAGUUAAGUGUGUCAAAAAUUUAAAAUUUCUUUUGAGUGAGCACUUAACAGAUUUUGAUUCAUUAAGAUUUUUUAGGAGAUGGAGUCAACAAUUUUUUUUUACCUUUACACCAGUGUUUCUUUCUUGAGGAUAAAACGAGUGGGUUACAAACAAAUACAAGAUGCAGGGGGUAUAAGAUUUUAGAAAAAAAAAUAGUAUUGUAAUGAGGACUUAUUGUUUUGGAUAGCUUAAAUAUUGUUCCUGCAUCAAUAUCAGUCCACUUCAAAGGAAACACCGAAGGGUCGAUAAAUAAUAAUAAAAGCUUCUUUUGUUGACGAGAA